AUGGAGGAUCACAAUACUGGUACAUUUACCUCGAAAAAAUACUAUGACAUUGAUGGCUACUAUAGACGUAAGUUGGAAAAGGAGAUGAAAAAGGGUAUGAAGAAAGCUGGGCAUAGUGAACGUACUGUGUUCAAUGACGAGGAACAGCGCAGGCUAGAGAUGCAGGAAGCACGCGAAAAGCAGAAGGAAGAAGAAGUGUUGGCUCUAAAGCGAUCAAUGGAAGGCGGAAUGGCUCAAGCUAUGAAAGAGCAAGCUCGACUAAAGGAAGAAAUGGUGUACUUGUACAAGAUUGGGGACAUGGAGGGUGCAGCUGCUAUUCAGAGGAGGUUGGAUCCAGAUAUUCCCAUGUGA
Arabis nemorensis is the source of this 351-nucleotide messenger RNA. NCBI's taxonomy places the organism in Eukaryota, Viridiplantae, Streptophyta, Magnoliopsida, Brassicales, Brassicaceae. The record is from the annotation of a GenBank genome assembly.